GUAAGCUCCUCAGCAAAGAAAAAUGCCAAUUGAACUCCCUCUCUCUCUCUCUCUCUCUCUCUCUCACUCAGUUGAAGUCAAAUCUAGGAAAUUAAGGAACGGACUCCAUUGACAUUUGACAUUUCCAGAGGUCCUUCAGUUUUCAUUGUCUUUAAAUUUAUCACUGGGCAGGGAAGAUCAAAUGGCAGCGUCUGCUUCAUCGGUGGUCAUGCCCGUUUUGGAGGCAGGGCACAUGGGAGCUGUUCAUGAAGGAGGAUAUCUUUACAGCCACUCAUUCAAUAAGAACUCGGGUAUGAGGUGCACAGUGAGCGAGAUCGAAGAGGAGAGCUUCAGCGACCUGUUCGAGAUCGGACAAUCUGGAUCUGUUGCUGUUCCAGGAAAAGAAGAUGUUUCCGAAAGCAGCUUGUUCUCGUAUGACAUUCACCGAGGUGGAGAGGUGGAGGACGAGGACUGUGUCUAUGUGGCAGUUGGGAAGGAGGACUCGAGCAUGGACGCGUUGAUGUGGACCUUAAGGAACAUUCAGGCCAUUUCUGCCACUAUGACGACCACCAUCUAUCUGGUCCAUGUCUUCCCUGAGACUCACUUCAUUCCAAGUCCAUUGGGAAACCUCCCAAUAAGCAGUGUCAGUGCAGAGCAGGCGGAAACUCACAAAAUGCAGGAAACAGUCAAGAGGAGAGAAAUGCUUCAGAAGUUUGUGAAUACUUGCAACGCUUACAACUUUAAGGUGGACACCAUAUUAAUCGAGAGUGGCAUGGUGGAAAAGGCUAUCCUCGAUCUCAUUCCUGUUCUCAACAUAAGACAGCUAGUGCUUGGAACGCCCAGGUCCAGUCUCAGGAGGCUGAGGUCUAAGAGAGGAAAUGGGAUUGCCGGGAUACUGCAGAAGGCACCUGAGACCUGCAAGGUCAAGAUCAUAUGCGAUGGGAAGGAGGUGGUGUUGGAUCAGACGAUUACCGAGUCCCCUGCAAGAACUCCCGUUGGCAACGAAGAGGGAUCCGAUUGUACGAAGCAAGGGGAAGAAGAAAACCAGUGCAGGGACUACUUUUCUUGCUUGUGUUUCAAACCCAAGACUCUGUAAAUUAUGUCCUGUCAUUGUGAUUCAUGUAAACACAUUCUUCUGCAUUAUGAGAGAUAAUAACUAGAUGUGUAUAUAUAUUACAACUAUGUCAUAUAACACUGAUCAAUUUUUCUCCAAGAAAACACAAGACAAUUGGGUGUA
Punica granatum (pomegranate) is the source of this 1216-nucleotide messenger RNA. NCBI's taxonomy places the organism in Eukaryota, Viridiplantae, Streptophyta, Magnoliopsida, Myrtales, Lythraceae. The record is from RefSeq and is a predicted model, not a curated record.